Loa loa (African eye worm) is the source of this 362-nucleotide messenger RNA. RefSeq lists its product as hypothetical. NCBI's taxonomy places the organism in Eukaryota, Metazoa, Nematoda, Chromadorea, Rhabditida, Onchocercidae. Bases 14 to 355 code for a protein of 113 amino acids. The record is from RefSeq and is a predicted model, not a curated record. The transcript has 2 exons.
CAUUUUGCAGAGGAUGUCUACACUUAUAUUUGGUGUUGGUCCUGGUGUUAUUGUUGUGAUACUUAUAUGGAUUUUUAGUAUUAUUUUAUGUAUUAUGUGUAUACGGAUACGAAGAACUUUUAUAGCGAUCGUUGCUUUGGUUGUUGAAUUUAUUAUUACAUUAAUCAUAAUAUCCUGGCCUUUGGCUGGACCUACACCGAUUUCUGAAAAAGUUGAAAUCUCUGUAGAUUAUGUUGGUAUUCCGCGAUGCAUUUUGGCCAUUACAGAGGCUGUGAUUUUAUUAAUAUUUUGUAUCGAGUAUGUAAAAUAUGACCUAACUGCACCUAUAUUUGCUUCAACUAUUGUUUUAGAUUAAUAAACGG